Drosophila obscura is the source of this 523-nucleotide messenger RNA. Its product is annotated as retinin. The transcript has 2 exons. Lineage: Eukaryota; Metazoa; Arthropoda; Insecta; Diptera; Drosophilidae. The record is from RefSeq and is a predicted model, not a curated record. Bases 97 to 402 code for a protein of 101 amino acids.
UCUGGUCCGUUCUCCACUCUCGGCUGGACUAUAAAAGCGGCUCCGUGCCCAUGCCCAGCCCACAGUCGAUGCCCAGACCCUGAAGAAUCAACAAAGAUGCCAAAGCAAUUGAGUCUCUCCGUGGCAGUUUUUGUACUGCUCUGCCUCGCGGCUUCGGGGCAGACUGAACUCCACGUCUAUCAUCCGCUGCUGACGCUGCACCAAGAGCCCACACUCGCCAGAGUGGGCAAUCUGCUGGAGCAUAUUCCCACUGCUGUCUCCCAUCAGAGCUCCACCAUUGUCCAUCGCACGGCUCCGCGGCUCACGCCGCUCCUGGCGCCCGCUCUCAGGACCACGCUGCACUAUCCCCCCACCUGGAGCUAUCCGUUCUACGAGGCCACCAACUCGCUCUACAGAAAGUAGACCCUGCACCCCACACACCCUGGAUCCAGUAUGAUUUUCUAAGCACUGAACCACGCCCAACCCAAUUGGAUUUAACGCUCUCGAAAUGCACAGUGAAAUAAAACAAAUUCCAAAAGCCCAC